GGCGAAAAAAGCUGAUCCGAGCUUUUGUCGUGGGAGGCUUUCCAGAGAUCCGCUAAAAAACCGUAUGCCUAAACUGGAAACCUUAUGCAAUGUUUUCGACUUGAUCUGUAUUCUGUGGUCUCUGCUAAUCAUUCCCUGAAAGUCUGAGCCUUUUUGGACGAGAAAUGAGUGAAAUAUAAGGCUUUUAAUUUCUGACGGUAACAGGCGGAAAACCGAUUUUUCACCAAACUGAGUUUUCUGAAGUUGUGAUUAAAUGGGAAAUGAAACGAACAUCGCUACGAUGAUCAGCGUGGACGAUUGCCUAUCAUCCACAUGUUUCUGAGGUUUCCAGACGUGUCUGCAAUGAGAUAGGUGUGUCCUCGGAAAACAUCUGUAUCUCCAGAAUCAAAAGAGGUGGAGACCUAGGCCUUACGUAGUUUUGCAGAGAAAUGUUUUAGCUAUCGACCGAUAUUAUUUGAGAUUGAAUUCCAUAGUGUGGUUUGGGAACGGUAAAUUUUCGGCUUUUGUCUCGAAUAGUAUACCAUGGUAAACGUGGUCGGGCACCCUGUUUUUCCAUAGGUUUACGUGUCCCGCUGUCCUCUUUCGAAUGGCGAAAACCGCAGGUCUAUAGCUAUCUCCUAUCAAAAGUUAUAAGCAUUUUGUCCACCCCUGUCGUUUUUUGAAAAAGGUAAUAAUUACAGAAUUUCAAUCAAUUACUCAAUGCUGUAGAAUUGGUUGUUAAUUCAAAACAAACGGAGAAGUUGAAAAGUAUUUUUUGAAAUUUAUCGAAUACAUGUGACUCUUGUUCUGUCUGAACAGACUUUGUAUCAGGUAUUGAUAGCUUUCUUUCCUUGUUUGUUAAUUAAAAGAAAAGUUAGUGUUUUAUGAAUUUAUUAUCUUUUUCAAAAAGAGAUGCAUCGUGAAAAAACCAAGCUCUACGAUGCUCAUGUGAAAGAAUGAUACGAGAAAAUGCUUUCUUAUUUGAUAUUACACCAGAACUAUUUCCCUUCAUAUUCGAAAUUUUCACCACAACUGUAAAACGUUCUGAAUUGGUCGGUCCUAUCCAGGUGAAUUUGAUCUUGCAGGAUCAUACAAGAUCUGUCGUUUUCCUAUGAAAUCUUGUGAUAAGAUCAUAAUUCAGCAUUUUACAAGAUCUUAUUUCAAGAUUGUCCAAGAUCAUGACUUGGGAUAAAGAGUUCAACACUCUUACUCACAAGAUUUUACAAGAUCUUGCAAGAAGUGAUGACUCAUUGUUACCACAUAAAAUUUGCUACGAUAUAUAGUAUAUAUGAAAUAUGGUAGUUAUGACAAAACUCAGAAUAUUUUUCUUUCUUCAACGUUACGCAUCACCUGAACACAGACCAGUUGCAUGGCUAUUAUAAGGAAGGUGGUCAGCCACGAUCCUAAGGACGGGAGAAUCCUACCUAUAUUCUAGAAAAUCUUAUGGAAAGAAAAAUAUUUUUUUGAAGAGGGUCUAUAGAGGGAAUCUGUAGGUAGAAUCAUGGACAUUAUCUUGUAAGAUUUGAUGAAUUCUUACAUGAUCUUACAAUAUCUUAUCAUAACAUUUUUCAAGAUUUUGUGAAAUCGGUUUACAAGAAAAGUCUUAUGAAAUCUUAUGUGGAAUCAGAGAAACUGAUUCACAGGAAAUCUUGUAAGAUCUUGUGCGAUCAUAUGAAACCUUAUAAAAUCUUAUGAUAUAAUCCUGUAAGAUCAUACAAGGUCUUGCAAGACCAUCUGACAAUAUUUGACGACCUGGGUAUAUAUCAGCAAAUAGAUGAAAACAACGUUCAGUACAGAAAAUUUGCGAGAGAUUGAUAAAGAAUGAGGAAGACAGUGACCUAUGCCAACUACAACAAAAAUUUUUAAACGUUUUCUCUGAUCAAAUGAAUUAUCAUAAUUUGUGUGAUGUUUCACUGAAUUACGGAUAGUGUAAAGUAUUUCAUUGAUUGAAAAUAAUUUGCAAAGUGCCAAAUUUUGGAUCUGAGAUUACUUAUGUAGGAGCUCUACAUGAACAUACAAGUUGUAUAGAAAGAAAACGGCAUAAAAAUAUUAUGUGUUUAUUGUAUGAAAUAAUUACAAAGGAAAACUGAGCAGCAUUCUCAUAAUUAUUUUAUGAGAAUAGUGAAUGGUGCGAUCUUUGUUUUUAACAAAUUGAGUACUAGACCAUUUCUUUGAUCUUAUUUGACACGUUUUGUUUUCAUCUCUACUGACCAGAAUCUGAUGAGGGCUCAUAGUUAAAAAUCUGCUUAUGCAACUACAAACUGUAGCACUAAAAAAAUUUGCUAAAUUGAAACAAUCCGUUUAGAAACUGUAUUGAUUAAUAUUCUCUUAUUCGCAAUCUCCAUACUAACUUUGUAUAUAUGUGCUAUAUAUGGUAUGUGUAUAAUGCCAAGUUACGUCUAAAAACAUGAUGCUCAUUUUUUAUAAAAAUUGCACUGUGACCGCAGUACUAUGUAAAAAGUCGAUGUUUUAUUUUUUCAGUGGACAUGGGGAACAGCGUUCUAGCCGUCAUAAAGAGUCAUCACACGGACCAAAAGACAGUAAAUCGUCGUCAUCCGCUGCUGCUGGAACCGCAAAUCAAGAUCGACCAUUCAAAGAUAAACAUCAUCCGUUAUUGAUUGCUAUAUGGAAUACAGAUCGAACACAAACCGAUACUAAUGAAAAAUUGAAGGGUAUUCGAGAUGUGUUACGAAAGGGCACAAGCGCAUCAGUACAAUGUGAAAUAUUACAUGAACAAACCGGAGUGCCCAUUGCUCAAGUGUCACCACUUAUUAUUGCCUGUUUCGAGGGAGAUCUUGACAUCAUCCGCUUUUUGAUUGAUAAUAAUGCUGAUCCAAAUCAAACCGAGAGUGAACAUCAUUUAACACCCAUUCAUGUUUUAUGCGAUGCUGAAUAUCAUGGUCAAAGUUUACGUGUAUGCCAAAAAGAUCGUGCUGAUCUCAUACGACUAUUAGUUAAAAAUGGUGCACAAGUCAAUCAUUUAGAUCGAAGUUCUAUGGCCGCUAUUCAUAAAGCGGUUAUUCAUGAUAGACCUGAUUGUGUUGAUGUUUUGAUGGAUGCUCAUGCCGAUCCAAAUGUGGCAUUUAUGGGUGAUACACCAUUGAGUAUUGCAGCUCGACAUAAUCGAAGAAAAAUUGUCCAGAGUUUAUUGAAUCGUAAAGAAACAAAUGUAAAUCAUCGAAAUGAUCAAGGAGGAACAGCAUUACAUUUUGCAAGUGCAGGUAUCGUUGAUAGUCCAGAAUGUGUUGAAUUAUUAUUAAGUCAUGGAGCUAAAGUGAAUGUGCAAGAUCUCAAAAACAAUACGCCAACAAUGGUUGCUUGUUUUUUCAAUAAACCUCGUAUAUUACAAACGUUAAUUAAGGCAGGAGCUGAUGUGGCAUUACGUAAUAAUGAAGGCAAAGAUGCAUAUGAUGUUGCCACUGAAAAAGAAUUUGAUGAAUGUAAAGAAAUUGUAGCAAGAGCAUUGGAAAAAAGGGGUAUUAAACCGGGUAAAAAGGAUACAACGGACAAAUUGGCAGACGAUGUCGACAAGUUAAAAUUGAAACGAUAA
Messenger RNA from Didymodactylos carnosus, 3529 nucleotides. The record is from the annotation of a GenBank genome assembly. NCBI's taxonomy places the organism in Eukaryota, Metazoa, Rotifera, Eurotatoria, Philodinida, Philodinidae.